Messenger RNA from Cinara cedri, 6796 nucleotides. Lineage: Eukaryota; Metazoa; Arthropoda; Insecta; Hemiptera; Aphididae. The record is from the annotation of a GenBank genome assembly.
CCGCGGCAGACAAUAAUAUUAAUAUUAUAUAAUAUCGUCGCGAUUUUAUUCCGUGUUUUCAAUGUAACUUCAGGUUUCCGAGGCGUUUUAGUGCGGUUUAGUUCUGUUUAGUUUUUUUUUUUUUUUUUUUACAUUCACAUCAACAACUGUCAAUCAUAUUUCGUCUCGACGUUUUAUACUCAUACUGAUGAAUUUCGACAUAACGGCACUUCUGUGAAAUAUCGGUAAACAUAGUAUAGCGAAAUAUACCUAGUUACUUUACAGUUAUUAGUUAUUAUAGACGAACGAUGUUUUUUUCAAGCAUUAUAUUUAUUAAGUUCAAUGUUGAACUGUUUUGUUUUCUAACGGUGAUCAGAGACCGUACAAAUUAAAUUCUAUACUAAAUUUUAAUAAUUAUUGAUAUCUUAUAAAAAAUAGCUCAAGUUAGUUUGAAUUAUUAUAAACAUAGACAAAUGUAACCGUACCUAAAUAUAUCAACACUAAUAUUUCCAAAUUAAAAAAAAAUUAAAAUAGAUUUUAUUCAAUCAUUUAUUUUUUUAGAUCCUUAGCGUAGCUACAUUUACAACGAUUGUGUUACUGUGUGUUUUAUUUUUUUGUAUUUGUUAAUAAUUUUUCUACCAGUGUUUACAAAAAUGAAAAGAAAUCUUAUAUAUAGUUGGUACACUGAUAAGGUUAAUUGAAUAAUUUACAUGCUCAAAUUAUUUUUGAAAUGAAUUUUCACUCAUAAUUGAAUGUGCUGAUGAAGGUAGUUUAUUCAAAAAAAUAUUUGUGUUUAAUAUUUAUAUAUUUUUUUAAAAAUGAAAAUAUAUAAAAUUGAAUUUUAAACUAAUAUAUACAAUUUAUUUAUUUAUUAUAAAUAAUGUAAUGUAUACCUGUAAGCAACGAUAAACCAUUCCUUACAAAAUAACGAUUCUGAGCAGAUUUCAGUUGAUAGUGAUGCUUUCUAAAUAAUAUAUAUAUAUAUGUGAUUUUAUAGUAAAAAUUAUUAAAUUGGCUUUCUAUAUUAUUUUGCUUUAAUAAUAUUUGUUUAAUGUUGUACCGAUUUUUCUAGUUUUUCUACGUUUUUCUUGGUUUUCCCAUGUUUUAUCCCGGUUUUUUACAUUUGCUUGGAGAAUUCUUGGAAAAAUCAAAUAAUGACCUCCUUAAGUACUUUCCCAGUUAGAUUUACUUUUAGAAAAAGUGCUGUCAUUGUAAAUCGGUUCAAAAUUGCUGGUAGAAAAGUUGUGCACAUUUCUUAUAUUUUCCAGUUUUUUUUUCGGUUUUUCAAAUUUGAUGAGAAAACUCUUGAGAAAAUCGAAAAAUGACCUCCUUACAGUAUCAUCCCAAAAAAAUUUCCUUUCAGAAAAGGUUCCACAUUGCAUAUACUUUAGAGUAAGUCUUCUGGCAUAAAAGUUGUUCGCAGAUAAUAAAUAAUCAUCUUUGUAUAUCUAUAAACUUCUUCAUUCCAUUCAGAAUCUUAAAGUUAUGUAACUAAUAAUGCUCGAAAUUGCCCACUUAAUUAUUAUAGUUUUUAUAAAAUACAGAUGUUGCAGACUUAAUUGCAAUAAUUUUCAUACACCUUUAUCCACCUUUGUACUCCUAGUUAAGAUCUGAAUAUACACCUAUCAUAUAUUACUCUAAAAUUUGAAUCUACUAUAUCUAAAAUUAUUCCCCUUAUACUAUAAGUAUACUUAUAGUACUUAUACUUAUACUUAAGUAUACUUACUUGUAAGUGUUUAUACAUCGGUUAUGUAACUAUCUAUAGGUUUUACCAAAUUAUUGGGAAAAUCAAAAAGUGACUUUCCUAAAGUACCUUCCCAGUCAGAUUUCCUUAUAGAAAAAGUGCUAUCAUUGUAAAUCGGAGCAAAAUCGCUGGUAUAAAAGUUGUCCGCUGAAAAAAAAACUAAUACAUUCCUCACUCCAUUCAGAAUCUAAAAAAAAUGUUGGAGACUGGGGCAUCCCAAGAAUAUUUUCCCUAUUUUUAUAUAUUAUCUAAUAUAAUAAUAUUACAAAAGUUAUAACAUUAUAUUUUAUAUUUUUUAUCAUUAACUAUAAAUUAUAGGAAAUUAUAUUAUUUUCUUAUUUUCUUUAAAUCGAUUACAGAUCAAUUGGCGCGGAAAAAGAGACGAAAAUUAUUUAUACUUGAACAUCUUACACGCGGAAAAAUGAAAUGGCCAAAGUUCUCGAUAAAAUCGAACAUCGACGAGUUCGGCUACGGGUUUAAAUCCACUUUGGCGCAGGUAUUUAUAAUACACAUUCAUGACUAUACCAGAACGGCGUUCAAUGGAAGCCACCGAAUUUAUUGUCGACUGUAAAGAAAAAAAAAAUAUUAUUAUCAAACUUUAUGAUCCCUCGGAUAUCAUAAAAAUACUAUAUAAAUAUUUCGAGUGUAUUACAUUUUACUUCCUCCUUAGAUUUUUGCGUUGACGACCACGUAUCUAUUCAUAAUGAAAGCCGGAAUCGAUUCGAUCACACCGACGGUAAUCAUUGGGGCCGUCACCGACAAUCGAAAUACCGAUUACAAUAAUCCUCUGUCUGACCUGUCCGAAGAACAAAUGUCCUGGAUCGGUGAGUUCGCCGGCUCGUACAUAUUAUAUAUAAUAAUUAUUAACGGUUUUUAAUUAUAAAAAUCCAGAAUCGCGCAAAGGUCCGACGGGUAGUUUGAUAAUGCGUGUUUAGUAUUUAUUUUUUGAUAUUAAAUAUUAUACUGUUAAUCGUGAACGACCGGCGACGGUGACCGCUGUAACCGUGGUUAUGGUACUUGAAUAUCAUAGAUUUCGUAUAUAUCAUAAUGAUAUACCCAGACUCUAGAUGACUCACCUAGUUAAUCCAUCGAUCUGUUGUUGACCUUAUAGUAAAUUUUCGUAAAUGUAGUUAUUAUGAUUAUUAUAAUUUGCAAAUAAUUAUCAAUAAUAAUAUGUUACGACGAGAGAAAGUUAUGAAUACCAAGAUGAAUACAAUAAUAAAAAUAACAUAAUAGAUCACUUUAUUUAUAUAUAUUGGCAAGACUAAUGAAUUUGAACAGCACGGAAUAUUAUUAUAUUUGUUGCUCUGAACGUCAUUAUAAUGUUUAAAUCUCAGAUUAAAUGCAAAACAGAUUGUUUUUUUUUUUGUUACUUCUCUAAAAAAAUGUUGGCGUAAAAAAAGAUUCGUCUUCUUAAGCUACAUUUCCAACCAGUACUUACAAAUUACACGAACUUGUAACAUAAUGUAUCGAAACGGUACUUACAGGAAGUCUGGUGUACUUGUUCCCACCAGUGGGCAGCGUCGCAGCGUCCCUAGGGCAAGACUAUUUUGGACACCGGAAAUGUAUGAUGUUCUCGGACGUCAUGAACAUAGCGACAAUAGGUAUUCUGAUGUUCGCCAACACCCCAGAGUUUCUAUACGCCAUUUCGGCCGUGAUGGGCUUUAAUAUGGGCUUCAUUACCACCUUCACCAUAUCCUAUUGUGGCGAAGUGUGUGAACCCAAGCUACGCGGCGUCCUGAUGACCGUCAUUAACUUGUUUUACUUUGCCGGAUACUUGUGCGUGACCACGUUGUACGCCAUCACGGCCGACUGGAAACUAUCGGUGCUGCUUACUGUGACCAUACCGAUAGCCGCCGCCGUGUUCUUGAUCAAGGUGAACUACAGAUAACAUACACAAUUUAUCUAAUGGUAUAUUGUCAGUGGUUAAAAUGGGAGACGAUAGGGGACGGAUCAUUUAAGGUAAAAUUAUAUGUUUUCGUUAGUUUAAGACUUACUUUUUCAGAGCCCGGAGGGACGCUUUAGCUAUUGUCCCUGAGAUAUUUUUAAUGAAAUUUUAAAAACUCGAAUUAGUUUUAUUAGCAUCUUUAAUAUUUUUAAUAUUUAGUUAUAUGUAAUCAGUUAAUAAUCUGUUUUACUUUAUUUUUACUGAGCAGGUGUCAGAUAUAGUAUAGAUAAAUAAGAUCAUAUUUGAGGGGGUGGUGCAAUUUAUUUUUAAACCCUAUUACAUCGGUAGCAUUUUUACAGUCAAAUGUGUAUGAAAAAUAAUAAUUUUGGAAGUCUUUUCUUUAUGACGGGAUUCCUGAAGGAUUAGUUAAGUUUAACUAGUUAUCGGGAAAGCCCCACAACUUAUGAUGAAUAAAAAACAUUCUUUGACGUUUUUCCCACGUUAACCACUGUAUAAUAUCCAUGAUUAUUGUUAAGGUUUCGCGUGUCUCGAUAGAAUAGGUAAUCAUAGACUGCUUGGAAAUGAUGUCCGUUAGAGAACAUACGGUAUUAUACGGUGGGAAAUAUAUUUUUUUAUUGGAGGAUUUUACUCAGCUGAGAUGAAGGUAACAAUAUAGUAUUAUUCAGUUGAUCAAAUUAAAUACAUUUUUCUUAAUCCGUGUUCCCCGUUUACUCAAGUUACUUAUUCCAUAUUAUAUUUUAAAGAUAAGUUUAUCAAAAAAAAACGCACUUUUAUUAAUAAUACAUAAUUAUGAAAAUAUAUAUUAUACCAGCAUUAAAAUUAAUCGAUUUUAGACUCCCGAUUCGCCAAUGUGGUUGUUGUCCAGGGGCAGAACGGAGGAGGCGAAACAAACGUUAAAAAAACUCAGAGGUGAUGCCACCGAAGAAAGUUGCAACAAAGAAUUCGAAGAUAUGAUCCAAUACACGUCUAACAUGAACAAUCCCAUAACAGGUUUUAUUAUAUUAUGAUUUGUAGAUUCGGAGCAAAGCGAGGAUUUUAUUUUUGUACUGUGUACACAAUUUUUAUCAAAAAUCUUAUUCCGAUGUAUCAGAGUAGCAUUUUCUCUGAAAGGAAAUUUCAUCUAGUUGACUCUAUAAGCAGAAUUGAUUUUCCAAGCGGUUUUCAUAAUAAUUGUGAAAAACCGGAAAAAAAUUGUAAAAUGAAAAUUUAAAGCUUUACGAUUUUAUUAUUUUAAAUUUUUACGCUUCAUGUUUUCUACGGGAAAUUUUGUUUCAAUAUAUAAAUGACAAUAAAUAAUUAUUGUUACAUUUUUAACAUUUUUGAUAAAAAAUAAAUUCGUUUUUCAAUUGUCUAAGAAAUACUCAUAAUUAUUAGGGAAUACCAGGAAAAUGAGUAGAAAUAACGGGAAAAUAUACGAAAAUAAUGCUUUUAUUAUUUUCAAUUUGGGUAUUUUGUUGCGAUUUGGCUAAAAAUAUUAAUAGAGACUUGAAAUUUUGAAAAAAUACUUCUUUUAGACGAAGUAAUAUGUCGAAAACAUUUGACCCAUUUUUGAACUAAUUUUAGACAUUUUAAUUUUGCAAGUUUUUCACGCAAUUUUUAUUUGGUACGUAUUCUGUGAACAAAAAUGUUUAAAAAGAAUUACUUGAAUAUUUAACAGGAUAUUCUUUAUCCAGAAAAAAAUUUGAGUGUAAUGUAGUAUUUUUUUUUUUUUUUAUAAAAGUUUUCAAAUAAAAUGUUAAAUCAUAAUAUGUCACGGCCUUUCAAAACAUGUAUAAUCGAACUUUUCUCUGAAUCGUUUAUAGUUAUUUACCUAUAUAAAUUAAAUAAUUUUAUAACUUAUGUAUCCUACUUCGCCAAUUUGCCAUCUACAGCAGAGCUACAUUCGGCCCUAGUAUCAGGGCUUGUUUUCUUUUUUUUUUGUGAAUUAUGCUUAUUAUGUUUUCAAUAUUAUUAUUGCAUUGGAUACUGUAGCGGAUACUACUGCAAAUAUCUAACAAUCUUUUUGCUUAUAGGGGAAACGAAAUUGGUUACUUUUAAAGACUCGUUUUACAGUUUAAUGGAACCUGAAUCGCUAGAGCCUAUGAUAAUGCUCCUAAUAUUGACGUUUUUUAUCAAUAUAAUGUCUGGUGUACCAUAUAUUCCGUAUCUGAUGGCCGUGUUUGACACGUUCAAAACACCUAUCCAUUCGGCUUGGGCGACGGUAAGGUCCUGCAUUAUUUAAAACGUAUGAAUAAAAAAAAAAACUUUACUAUAUUUUUAAUAAUAAUUUUUUCAAAUAUUGUAAUCAUUUGAUUUCCGCACAGGCGAUUUACACGGGGCUCAGUGUUAUUGGCAACGUCCCGACUAUAUUCAUUAUAAGCAGACUGGGAAAGCGAUUUUUGUCAAUGAGCACGAUGGCUAUCAGUUCGGUAUGCUACCUGUGCAUCGGAGUUAUCGGACAUUUCUGGACCUCGUCACUGAUCUCCUCGUGGGCACAAGUCAUUCUUUUCUUCGUGUCGAUAUUUGCCGCUUCGAUGGGCAUUAUGCCCAUACUCGGUAUCCUCAUGUGCGAACUGUACCCGAUGAAGUAAAAACGCUACGCUGUCAAUAAACGACCAUAUAUUUUAUAUUAUGUACUUACAAAAAUUUCUUGGCGUUUCAGAACGAAAAACAUGGGAGCCGGUAUCAGUUCGGCUACAUAUUUUAUCACGUGUUUCGUAAUGACCAAAUUUUAUUUGAAUAUCGAGAAUUUGAUCGGUUUUUACAAUACGUUCGUCUUAUUUGGUUUUUUCGGACUAACGGGUGUCGUGUACAUGUAUUUUCAACUGCCGGAAACCGAAAAUAAAACGCUGAAAGAGAUAUCCGAAAAUUUCAAAAAGAAAAGUCCGAAAAUCGACGUUCAGACUAACUGAUUGUAGGUUAUAAUUGGUUUCUGUUAUUUUAAUAUUCUAUUGAUGUAUAUAACCGAAAUCACAUUACGUUUGUUAUGCUCUUAACAUUAUGAGUACGUCACAAUGUCACACUGGAAACAAAAAAAACAUUAUGUCUUAUAGAAAAAAAAUUGUGUAGUGAAAUUUUGAACAAUGUUUUAUAGAUUUGUAAAGUUGUAAAAAAAAAGAUAUGGUUUACGAUCUCUCGAAUAAGUGGAAUUUAUGAAUGAUAUUAUCUUAAUUAAGCUAAUAGAA